This is a messenger RNA of Zychaea mexicana, 1164 nucleotides long. RefSeq names its product tyrosyl-tRNA synthetase. The transcript is spliced from 2 exons. Bases 1 to 1164 code for a protein of 387 amino acids. The record is from RefSeq and is a predicted model, not a curated record. Gene Ontology annotation, molecular function: ATP binding; tyrosine-tRNA ligase activity. NCBI's taxonomy places the organism in Eukaryota, Fungi, Mucoromycota, Mucoromycetes, Mucorales, Lichtheimiaceae. Gene Ontology annotation, biological process: tyrosyl-tRNA aminoacylation.
AUGUCCAACUUGACGCCCGAGCAGAAAUACGACCUUAUUACCCGUAACUUACAAGAAGUCCUUGGUGGUGAUGAAAUUAAAAAGGUGCUCGGCGAGCGCGAUUUAAAGUUGUACUGGGGUACUGCACCUACUGGUCGUCCUCACAUUGGUUACUUCGUCGCUAUGACCAAAAUUGCCGACUUUCUGGCUGCUGGUGUCGAAGUCACCAUUCUGCUUGCCGAUAUACACGCUUUCCUCGACAACAUGAAGGCGCCUUUGGAACUCGUGCAUCAUCGCGUCAAAUACUACGAAACCAUCAUUAAGACCGUGUUGACCUCGAUUGGCGUGUCGAUUGACAAGCUCAAGUUUGUCAUUGGUUCGGACUUUGAGCUUUCCAAAGAAUAUACCAUGGACAACUUCAAGUUGGCCGCCUGCAUCACCGAGCACGACGCCAAAAAGGCCGGUGCCGAAGUCGUCAAGCAAGUUGCUUCGCCUCUACUGUCCGGUCUUUUGUACCCUGGUAUGCAAGCAUUGGACGAAGAAUACCUGGGUGUGGAUUGCCAGUUUGGUGGUGUUGACCAGCGCAAGAUUUUUGUUCUUGCCGAAAAGUACCUUCCGCACAUUGGUUAUGCGAAGCGAUCGCAUUUGAUGAACGCGAUGGUGCCCGGUUUGGCAGGCUCGAAGAUGUCUGCUUCGGAUCCUGACUCCAAAAUUGAUUUCUUGGAUGAUGCCAAGACGGUGCAAAAGAAGAUUAAAAAGGCCUUCUGUGAGGAGGGCAAUAUCACUGAGAAUGGAUUGUUGGCAUUCAUCAAGUCGGUCUAUCUCCCGAUCAAGACGCUCAGCACUGACUCGCCUACCUUUGUUUGCCCGCGUCCUGAAAAGUUUGGUGGCGACAUUGUUUACAAGGACUAUGCUACGCUGGAGAAAGAUUUCGCAGAGAAGCAGCUGCACCCUGGUGAUCUCAAGGCUGGCGUCAUUGCUGCAUUGAACGAGCUGUUGGAUCCUAUCCGCAAGGCCUUUGAGGAUCCCGAGGUCAUGAAGCUCAACACACUCGCCUACCCACCACCAGCAGCAAAGCCUGUCAAGGAAAAGAAGAAGAAGGAAAAGAAGAAGGCACCAAAGCCUGAGGGUGGUGCUGCUCCAGAAGACAAGGAGGCACCAGCACAAGAGACCAAGGAGCAAUAG